Messenger RNA from Talaromyces stipitatus ATCC 10500, 1220 nucleotides. Its product is annotated as NmrA family transcriptional regulator, putative. The coding region runs from base 54 to 1025 and encodes 323 amino acids. NCBI's taxonomy places the organism in Eukaryota, Fungi, Ascomycota, Eurotiomycetes, Eurotiales, Trichocomaceae. The record is from RefSeq and is a predicted model, not a curated record. The transcript is spliced from 3 exons.
AGCAGCGACAACAACAAAAUCCAAUCGUACAACUCAUUUCAACGUUCAUCUACAUGAGAACCACACUCCGUCAUCUUUGCCAAAGAUUCAAUCCUAAUAAACCAACCAUGUCGAAACUCAUCACUGUAUUUGGCGCGACUGGCAACCAGGGCGGCUCCGUUAUUCGAAGCGUGCUGGCGGAUCCUGUUCUGUCCAAAGAAUACAAGCUUCGCGGAAUUACCCGUGAUAUCUCGAAGGAAUCUGCAAAGAAGCUCUCCUCUCAGGGCGUUGAGAUGGUCACUGCGGACAUGUCAUCUCCAUCGUCUCUUCAGGAUGCUAUCAAAGGCUCCCAUACAGUAUUCUUGGUGACUAACUUCUGGGACACCAUGAGCAAGGACACCGAAGUCGCUCAGGGAAAAGCCGUGGCAGAUGCUUGCAAAGAGACUGGAGUCAAACAUCUUAUAUUCUCGUCUCUCCGCAGCAUUUCGGAGGUCACUGGAGGGAAAUUACCCAACGUUCUUCACUUUGAAGGCAAAGCUGAAGUUGAACAAUAUAUCCGGGAUAGUGGGAUUCCAGCAACUUUCGUCCUCGCAGGUUUGUUUAUGACAGGCCUUAGUGGAAGUAUGAUCCAGAAAAGAGAUGAUAUCUGGACACUGGCAUUGCCUGUUAAUCCUGAAAAGGCCAAGAUUCCCGUCUUCGACGUGGAGGAAGAUACUGGCAAAUUCGUGAAAGCGGUCAUCACGCACUUCCCCGAUACCAUCGGCAAGCGAAUUCUCAUGGCGACAGACUACCUGACACCCAAACAAGUCACAGAUGAGCUUGCAGAAACCUUUGGAGUCAAAGCCGCAGCCGUGCAGAUUCCAGAAGAAACAUUCAAGUCCUUUUUACCUGGACCAAUUGCUCAAGAAAUGCUUGAGAAUAUGCUUGUUUUGGAAAAAGAGGGCUAUUUUGGCGGCGAGGGCUUGGAUCAGUCCCAUGCUCUUCUCGAGGAUGGUGUGACAUCGUGGAAAGACCAUAUUUUACGCCGUUCCUCUACAUUUACUUAGAUUAAUUAUGUGCGUGUAUAGGAAUGUUUGGUGUUAAAUUAGUUCUUGUGUAUACUUAACCGCUCUGCUCAUUCAAUCGUUUUACUCAUAUGUCCGACUCCAUCUAAUACUCGAGUUGAAUCGGUCACAUAGGGCUAGGGCUUGCGAGCGGGCACCGGCUUUGGUUUAGCCUCAUAUUCAAUGAUCAUGCUGCCC